This is a messenger RNA of Bicyclus anynana (squinting bush brown), 1479 nucleotides long. RefSeq names its product glutathione S-transferase LANCL1. Lineage: Eukaryota; Metazoa; Arthropoda; Insecta; Lepidoptera; Nymphalidae. Gene Ontology annotation, biological process: carbohydrate metabolic process; peptide modification. The record is from RefSeq and is a predicted model, not a curated record. The transcript has 8 exons. Gene Ontology annotation, cellular component: plasma membrane. The coding region runs from base 185 to 1213 and encodes 342 amino acids.
CAGAUUUUCCGGGGCAAAAGUCAAAACAGUAAAUUUGUAAACAAUUUACAAAAACAAUACACAUUGACUGAAAAGUGAAAAGUUGAAAACUGUAUUUUGUUUUCGGCGAUUUUUACAUUGGUGAUGUAUUAAUAUACUCAGUGAUUACUGUUUACAUUUAAAACCGAAUCUCGGUAGCCAAAGCAUGGCUGGAAAAAGAUAUUUUGAGAAUCAGUUUGAUGAUUUCUCCUCAAAUUCAACAUAUGAUUUCUUUAGACAAUCUGAAGAUGGUAUUUCAGAAAAAUUUUCUACUAAGUUAAAAAAUUAUAAAAGUGAAAAACUAUCAAAUUUAGUUUGCAAGCCAGGGAAGGAGAUAUUCCACCAUGAUGGGACUGUUUACACAGGUUCUACAGGAUUGGCAUACUAUUAUUUAAUGUCUUCAUUAUCUAAGGAUGAGGGAUGCAAUGAGAAUUUACUGAAUGCAUUAAAAUAUAUUGACUUAAAUAGUUUAAAAGGAAGGCGAAUAAGUUUCUUAUGUGGUGACGCCGGUCCCUUAGCAAUAGCUACUGUGAUUUCUUUUAAACUUGGGAUAUCACGUCCAGAUACUUUGCCCGAGUAUGGAACCAUAGCACAGAGUCCUCUUUUGUGGCAAUGGCACGAAAAAGUCUAUUUGGGAGCAGCACAUGGUGUUGCUGGAAUAUUGUACCUUCUAUUGCUGACACGUGCAUACAUUGAUGUGAAAGACAUACAAGAUUUAAUAAAACCAGCAGUAGAUUGGCUUCUGAACCAACAAUUCCCAAGUGGAAAUUAUCCAUCAUCUUUAGGAAGUAGCUCUGGUGAUAAAUUAGUACAAUGGUGUCAUGGCGCGCCCGGAUUUGUACCUCUGUGCUUAUUGGCUUAUCAGGUAUUUGAGCAAGAAAAAUAUUUAAAAAUUGCCAUUGAGUGUGGAGAAGUAAUCUGGCAAAGGGGAUUAUGUACAAAAGGAUACAGCCUAUGUCAUGGAGUGAGUGGCAAUGCUUAUGCAUUCCUACAACUUUAUCAAGCCACAAAGAAAAAACUGUACAUACAUAGAGCUUGUUGCUUUAUGGAGUGGUGUAUUCUGGAACACCCUGGAACUGAGCAGCAUCCGCCGGAUAGACCUGCAUCUUUGUUUGAAGGUGUGAUUGGACCUAUAUGCUUGGCUGAAGCUAUAAUGCACCCCUUACAGUCCAAAUUCCCAGCAUUUUGUUUGUAGAAGUGCUUUUUUAUUAUAACUACUUGGUACAUUUUUGUAAUUGGAAUACAAAUAUGUAUUUUUAACUGUUUAUUAAUUGAUUGUUAAUUAAAUUAUUAUUGUUGUAAACUGAAAAAAAAUAAGAAGUUUAUUAUUAUCAAAACGAUCAAGUUUGCUAAUACAUUUUGUAAAAUAUAUAAUGUAUAGGCGUGAUUAAAUAUUUUCGGGAUUUCGUCGCAAUUUAAUUAGGUAUUUGAAUCUAAAUAAAAAAAAAAUUCAAAGAGCAA